Anarrhichthys ocellatus (wolf-eel) is the source of this 3032-nucleotide messenger RNA. It is a transcript of the gene slc1a2b, whose product is annotated as solute carrier family 1 member 2b. The record is from RefSeq and is a predicted model, not a curated record. The transcript is spliced from 11 exons. Gene Ontology annotation, molecular function: neutral L-amino acid transmembrane transporter activity; L-glutamate transmembrane transporter activity; glutamate:sodium symporter activity. Gene Ontology annotation, cellular component: plasma membrane. Bases 272 to 2029 code for a protein of 585 amino acids. NCBI's taxonomy places the organism in Eukaryota, Metazoa, Chordata, Actinopteri, Perciformes, Anarhichadidae. Gene Ontology annotation, biological process: L-glutamate import across plasma membrane; L-aspartate transmembrane transport.
UUCAGGAAGGGGCAAUUCAGGUUGCUGUGACUGGGUCUGUCGUCUGGGCUGGGUUGACUCGCUCCUCUCUGGAUGCUUUGGAAGAGCGUGUGGACAGCUGAGAGCUGCUAGCUGUCAGCAGAGCUCUGGUGUUUUCAGCCACAGGCUGCGCCCGGGACAUUACCGGCUGACAUCUGGGAACUGUUUUGAAUGGAGCAGUCGUGAUCCUACUAACGAUUCCUUGAGCUGAUUCACUCUUAAAUUCCAAAGGCUGGAGAUUUGAUCCUGGUCAAUGUAUGUAGCACUUACCUCAACUCCAACAGAAAUUAAUGCCAACAGUAUGCCUAAACAAGUUGAGGUGAGGAUGCACGAGAGUCACCUGGAGCCCAUUGAGGCCAGGCCUCAGUCCAAAUGUGCCAAAAUCUGCUCCAAGCUGUGCACGAACCUUCUGCUCACACUCACCGUCCUCGGUGUGAUCUUGGGAGCUGUAUCAGGGAUGUUGCUUCGUGUCGCCUCCCCGAUCCACCCGGAUAUUGUCAUGGUGAUUUCUUUUCCCGGAGACAUCCUGAUGAGGAUGCUGAAGAUGUUGAUCCUGCCACUCAUCAUCUCCAGUUUAAUCACAGGUCUGGCUGGUUUGGAUGCCAAAUCCAGCGGUCGCCUGGGAACCAGAGCUAUGGUCUACUACAUGAGCACAACUGUUAUUGCUGCUGUACUGGGAGUCAUCCUGGUGUUAGUCAUCCACCCAGGCAACCCCAAACUGAAGGAGAAUCUGGGCGAAGGCGAGAAAAACGAUGAAGUGUCCAGUUUGGAUGCCUUCUUCGAUCUGAUCAGGAACCUGUUCCCAGAGAACUUGGUGCAGGCUUGUUUCCAACAGAUCCAAACCGUCACGAAGAAGGUAGAGGUGAUUAUUGCGGAGAAUGUCAGUGCAACGUCUGUUGACGGCCUGGUGGCUAACAUGACCAAGGAGCCUCAGUUCAUCGUCCAAAAAACCCUUCAGUUCAAAAGUGGCAUGAAUGUUCUGGGUAUGAUUGGUUUCUUUAUUGCAUUUGGCAUCUGCAUGGGCAAGAUGGGCGAGAGGGCCAGACUCAUGCUUGAAUUCUUCAACAUCCUCAAUGAGAUUGUGAUGAAACUUGUCCUCUGUAUCAUGUGGUACUCUCCCUUUGGUAUUGCCUGUCUUAUCUGUGGUAAGAUCAUCUCCAUCAAGGACCUGGAGGUGGUGGCCAGGCAGCUGGGAAUGUACAUGGUGACUGUGAUUGUUGGCCUCAUAAUCCACGGAGCAAUCUUCCUUCCCAGCAUCUACUUUGUUAUUGUCCGGAAAAACCCCUUCACCUUCUUCAUCGGAAUCUUCCAGGCCUGGAUCACUGCCCUGGGGACUGCCUCCAGUGCUGGUACACUGCCUGUCACCUUCCGUUGUCUGGAGGAUAACUUAGGUAUCGACAAAAGAGUCACUCGUUUUGUCCUCCCGGUCGGUGCCACCAUCAACAUGGAUGGAACUGCUCUGUAUGAGGCGGUUGCAGCCAUCUUCAUUGCCCAAAUGAACGGCAUCUACCUUGACCCUGGUCAGAUUAUCACUGUCAGUAUGACAGCCACCCUGGCCAGUAUUGGAGCUGCCAGUAUUCCAAGUGCCGGCCUGGUGACUAUGCUCUUGAUCCUGACCGCUGUAGGCCUGCCAACCCAAGACAUCAGUCUGCUGGUGGCUGUUGACUGGCUGCUCGAUCGAUUCAGGACCUCAGUGAACGUGGUGGGUGACUCCUACGGUGCAGGCAUCGUGUACCACUUGUCCAAGGCUGAGCUUGACGAGCUGGACGCGCACACGGCCAAAUCCGAUGACAUUGAAAUGAUGUCGAAGAACCAGUCUUAUUACGACGACAUGAAGAACCACCACGAAAACAAUUCCAACCAGUGCGUCUUAACCUCUACCGCUGUCGCUACCUCUAGUGCCACUGCUAACAAUUCUGUCGUAGUAGAUGAAUGCAAGGUAACCUCAGCCACUAACGGCUCUGCUGCGGAGUGCACGCUUGUUGAGGAGGGACCAUGGAAACAUGAAUAAUGGCAGCACAGAGAUCCCCUGCUGCUGGGCUCCACAAGCUUUCCUAUUUGGUGAUAAAAAAAGAGUGAAUGAAAACAAAGUCACACGAACAGAACUACUAAUUGUUUUUUUAUGUAGUUUUCUUUUUUUAUUAGUCCCUUUACAAGUUUUUGUAACUGUCUAUCUGACUGAUUUAUAAUACUAAUUCAUUUAAUUCACGUGAAAUGAUAACAGAGGUAUACUUUACCUGUUAGAGCACAAUUAUGACCGUAUAGCAGAUACUUGCACAACAUACUUCAAGGCUUGGGGAGGAAAGGAAGAGAAAAACAAGUUAGAUAAGCUACACCUAGCAAUAUAUCCUGGUUCUACAUUUAUGUGAGACGCUAUUAAGAUGAGAGAAGAAGUUAGAGCAUUAAUCAUGACAACCAACGUAAUGUUUGGACUGAACUUUCUUGAAUUUCAGCCCUGUCAGUACCAUCACAAAUGUGUGCAUAAGGCCACUGAUUUUCCUUAUCAGCUCAGUCUCAUCGAAAAACAUCACUUUUGAUUCUCAAACUGUCAGAGACUUUAAACUGCAUCUGACUGCAUUUGCCCAAUAUUUCCCGCUAUCCCUGAGGUCCAGCAAACUGAUGAAAGGGUAGGAGGCAGGGAGAACAGUUAAGAACAGGAUAACCACACUGAGCCUCAUAACCUACAAGCACAGUCACAGGAAUUAUACAGCACAAAUCAUACCAUGGGCGCCCUUUUUUGUAUCCCCCUUUUGUUUUCCUUUGUUUUCUGCUGUAAAGGAAAGGGACUUAUUUGUCCUCAUGUAACAUGUUGAAUGAGAUAUAAUUCUGGUUUGUGUGCGUGCGUGUGUGUGUGUGUGUGUGUGUGUGUGUGUGUGAGAGAGAGAGAGAGAGAGAGAGAGAGAGAGAGCUAGAGUUAAGAACAUGACCAAGUUAAGUAUAGGGACCAAACAGGCAGAAAAUCAAUCAACUUACAGAGGCUUUUGAACUGCCUCCCUGACGUCACUCACAACAUU